AUGAACAAGGCUUUAAUGGGUGGCUAUGGCGUUGCCCUCAUUGCGGUGAUGUUAGCUUUGUGUUUACGUGCGUCAUCGGAGCAGCUCAGUUCAAGAGAAUGCGAGAAUCUCGGUUUCACCGGACUCGCCUUGUGCUCUGACUGCAACACUCUCUCCGAGUACGUCAAAGACAAAGAGUUGGUAUCGGAUUGUCUCAAGUGUUGCACGGAAGACUCCAAUGAUGCCACUACCAAGAUUACGUACUCUGGAGCUUUACUAGAAGUCUGCAUGAGGAAACUUGUUUUUUACCCUGAAGUUGUUAGCUUUAUUGAAGAGGAAAAAGAUCAAUUUCCAUCAGUACAAGUUCAAUACGUGUUUAACGCUCCACCAAAGCUAGUUAUGCUGGAUGAUUUUGGGCAUCAAAAGGAAACAAUCAGGAUUGAUAAUUGGAAACGUGAGCAUAUACUACAGUUCCUGCGAGAGAAAUUGAAGCCUAAGCCUCUUGCAUCAAAUUGA
Molecule: messenger RNA, 495 nt
Organism: Sphenostylis stenocarpa
Lineage: Eukaryota; Viridiplantae; Streptophyta; Magnoliopsida; Fabales; Fabaceae
Source: the annotation of a GenBank genome assembly